AUGAGCAAUGACAUGACAGUUGUAUUUUCUAUCCUUGAUGAUGGACCGCAAAAUUUUGUGAAUAUUUACAAAAAUAACACGUGAUAUUCUAUUAAAUUACCAAGGACCUGUUAAUUUGUAGUUGAUUACGCCAUAUACGUAGUCAAGAUUGUUUAUUAGUUAAAUAUAACCUAGCAAAUGCCGAUAUGCAGGUGGUAACUAAAGUUCGUCUUUUUAGAAGUCCUUAUACCAUCUUCUUUAUUACUGAGGAUCUGAGCGUGUUACCUGAUGAACAACAUUACAAGUCCAUUGGUGUGAAGACUGGAGACUGCUGUGAACUAGAGUUAGACGGCGAGGACGAAGUCAAAAAGAAGCUCAAGUUCAGAACAAAUGCUCUAUUCCUACAGCCGUUUGUAAAGGAAUGUGUGAAUUCUGAUGUCUACAGAUCGAAAGUGGUAUCACAUUUGAAUCGCUUGGGCGGAUAUCCGGAGUGUGGGACUGUAUUUUUGAAAUUGAUUCUAGAACCUCCAGACACUGAAAUUAUUGACUACGCUUGGAAUGAUAGAAUUCUACGACUGAUUUGGACCAGAGUUGAAAUAGAGAAUGCAUUUUCAUGGCUAUCGACACUUGGCGGAGCUUAUUCUGCUCUGGGAGACUACUUUGAUCACUGUGCAGAGGAAGCAGGAAGGAUAUCAUUGAGACAGUACAGGCUAUCCUUAAUGCUUGGUGAUGAAGGUUUAGCUGCUCGAAGUCGGCUUUAUUCUGCUCUUUCCCAAGCUCAGAAGGGGAAUCUGCACAUAUCUAGGAAUAUUGUCAGGAACGUAGCUGCGUUCGCCAGAGAAACUCAUGAUAAGCGCCUGAUGCGAAUGUGCCAAGGUGUUUGGGCCAAACUUAAGUACUUGAGGUCUUUGAAACACGAGGCAAUUGCUCUGCAAAAAGACUGUGAUAUAAGUAAUGGGAAAGUAUCAAAUGCUAUAACAAAUUGAGUCAAAUACUCUUUGCAUAGUUGUUGGAAAUUCCUCUUGUCUAUGCACCAUCCAUUUCAUGUGAUCGAAAGAGGUUGUUUAAACUUCAACCAGCAAUAUUGUAUGUGCAUUAUUUUGUAGGUAUUCCAGUACUGAAUUGGAAUUUAUUAUAUGUAUUGUUAAAUAGUAUACUGCCAUAAUUAAUGAAACUGAACAAGGGUAUUUAAAAUAUGGUUUUAAUGAGAAUAAGAUAAUUUGUUGGUGUAUUAUGAUGUUUUUGUGGCUACAAUCUUCAAUAGUUUAAUUUUUUUCUAAUCAUAGUAGAGUAGUAAAAAAAAUUCAAAUCAACAUUCCCAUGUUGCACGAUAUUACUAAAAAGCACGGUCAAAAUUAUUGUUAUUAUAAGUUUGUACAACAAUGAAAUCACCUUCAAUGAUGAGUAUAAUAUAUGUCUCGAUUUCCAUAGAAUUAUCUCACUUUGGCUAGGUACAUGAAAGUGGAGUUUUAAUACCACUGCAAUAAUCAUAAUCACAUAAUUCUUUGCAAUACAGUUCAAGUUAUUGUAAAACCAUGUAUUCACUGAGAAACAAUUGUUUAUAAACACUGUUUCAGAAACAAUAUCUACGUGUUUCUGAAACAAAUAAUUUUGUUUCAGAAACAUACAAUUUUGUUUCUGUGGACGAUAUGGACGGCAGAGUUUCCGAAACAUUGUUGCUGUAAACAUCUACGUGAUGUUUCAGAAACUGUGUAUCUGAUAUAUUGUUUCCAAGUGAAUACAUGGCUUGAGUCCUAACAAACUUGACAGUAAUUGGCAUAUGCGGUUUUUGAAACAAUUGAUACAGGGAUUAGCAAUCUAUCCUAGAUAGAGGGAAAUAUUUGAGGAGCCACAAAACCUUUGGAAUUCCUCAUAUAAAUGCCUCUUUGCUAAAAGUACAAUCAAGAAUUAUUGAACAAAAUUUUCAUCAAAAUAUUGUAAUGAUUUGUUAAUUAAUGUGUAUUAUCACGCACUGUCUAGUGAAAUCGUAAUUGUUAUUUUCUUCGUUAAUUUGUUGGUGCUGUAAAUAAAUUUAAUUUAUGCCAAA
Messenger RNA from Helicoverpa zea (corn earworm), 2026 nucleotides. RefSeq lists its product as uncharacterized. The transcript is spliced from 3 exons. The record is from RefSeq and is a predicted model, not a curated record. NCBI's taxonomy places the organism in Eukaryota, Metazoa, Arthropoda, Insecta, Lepidoptera, Noctuidae. The coding region runs from base 186 to 965 and encodes 259 amino acids.